AGACAGAAUAUGAAGGUUCGAAUCAACGCCACUGGGGAUACUAUAGUUCUGAAGUUCGUUCGACCCAACCCUGAUGUCAAACUUGAAGGCUACAUCUUAGGCUAUGGUUCCAGCAUGUUCUCCAAGCAGUUCAUUCAACUUCCAGAAAACGGGGAACCCUAUGAGACCGAGAUUGAUGCUGAGCCCAAGUACCUGGUAGCUGUUCAGCCCAUCCCAACCAAUGAUGUGAAGAAGCACUGCACAGGUAAAGUGAACCUGGAUAAACCUCUUCAUCUGGUGAUCGAUUCUGUCACACCGACAUCUGUGCUUCUGUCCUGGGGAACCUACUUGAAGACACCCUAUGAAGGAAACAUCAUGAACGACUGCUUGGAGGAUGGGCAUUACACCAUUCGCUAUAGAGAAAGAAACAGGAAGUGGAUCUACCAGACCUGCCCCACAUCUGAUACCGUAAUCGACAACCUCAAGCCCAACACACCCUACGAAUUUGGCGUCCGAUCCAACAAAGAUGACCGUAGUGGAAUGUGGAGCAAACCAGUGAUGCACAACACCAACAUGGGAGACAAAAACAUGCAGAUAACCUACAAGCCCAACCGACCCAUUGUCAAGACUUUGGCUGGAACCCACAGCAGCCUGUUCCCACUUCGACCUGCUGUUGUAUACCACAACAUAAGCCAGCCAGGACUGCCCAAAAACACAGGCGUUAAUGGAGGUCCCAAGACAUCUUUUGCGCCACCAAUGGGCCAGCAAGGAACUGUGGCUGCUCCAAGAGCCAAUGAGCCAAAAUGGCCUCAGCUCCCAUUGGAUUCAGACAGCCAUGUUAGAAAUGACUCCUCUCAGCUGGUGGAGAUCCUUCCCAUCAUUCCCCAACUCCUAUCCACUAAACCCUCCCGUCCUUCGGUCACUCCUACCCCCUAUUCCUUACCCAGCAGUACCCGGACACCCCCACACGGACACUCCCAAACCAGUGCACCUAGAGCCGCUCAGAUGCCACAUAGUUCCUCUGCUAACGGUGAGCACCAUAAGGGACUUUCUCUCCCCAAACCAGCCAUAUGGUCCAGAACAAGAAUGGGUUCUCCAGCUGCACGCCUUCCUAUUCCAGCAAAAAAGCCUAAUCUUGUUGGCAAACCUGGAGGAAUAGCAGACAAGAUAACAGGGCUGAGUCAGGACAAAGCUUCCAUCUUGAAACCCAAGCUGCCACCUGUUACAGCAAAACCAUCCAAACCAAAGACAGCAUCUUCUCCUACAGUGACAGCACCCCGAUUUGAGACAUGGGAGAACUCUUCAGUAUUCAGCUCUGUUCCUGCUUCUAAAAUUGAUGCCAUGGGCAAAGAACGCUACAUUGCUCCACAUGUGGUCUACAAGACAGAUAAGAAGCCAGAUGAACCCUGCUCCAUCACCACCUCUCUGAGUUACUUCCCUGAGGAGGAGGCUGGAGAACAAAAUGUCACCAACCCUCCAAGAACACCCCCAUCCAACCUUACUGUUGUAACCGUGGAAGGAUGCCCCUCCUUCAUUAUUCUUGAUUGGGAGAAAACAGAUAAUGAGACGACAGAAUAUGAGGUUAUCUCAACAACUAAAGGUCCUGAUGGUGAACAGGUUUCCAUUCUGACCACCAAUCAGACUCAUACAGCUGUGGAGAACCUCAAACCAGAGAGCAGUUAUGAAUUCAAGGUGAAGCCUAAGAAUGAACUCGGUGAAGGGCCGCCCAGCGAACCAGUGACUUUCAACACAGAGUCUGCGGAUCCACGAGUAAGCGAGAACGUCUCAGGUAAAGAUGCCAUUUGGACCCAGUUCCCCUUCAAAACUGACUCCUAUUCUGAAUGCAACGGGAAGCAGUAUGUCAAGAGGACGUGGUACCGCAAAUUUGUUGGCAUCCAACUCUGCAACUCCCUACGAUACAAGAUCUACCUGAGCGACUCCCUCAACGGUAAAUUCUACAACAUUGGAGACCAGACGGGUCAUGGUGAAGACCACUGCCAGUUUGUGGACUCAUUCCUGGAUGGAAGAACGGGCACUCAGCUUCCUGCAGAUCAGCUACCAACCAGGCCAGGCUUCUACAGAGCAAUGAGACAAGAGCCAGUCCACUUCGGCCAGAUAGGUGGAAACUCCCAUAUCACCUACGUCGCAUGGUACGAAUGCGGUACGCCAAUACCAGGGAAGUGGUAGGACCGGAGCAAGCAUCCACAAGGAACCCUAAAGAGUAACUCUCAUUGGUUGGGGUUGGUGCCUGCUAAAGUCACAUGACAUGCUUUUUUUUUUUUUACUGUUUCCCCCCCCACCAAUGAUGGCGAGUUCAGUCACUCCUCAGCCUACGUCACCAAAGUUCAUACCAUGUAUAAUAGUGUACAGGAUCAAAGAGUCAGGGAAUACUUUUGAGUGCAUUUGUGACAUGUAAUAGCAGAACAGUGCCUCAUCUUGUUAUUUAUCAUACAGUAACUAGAAGAAAGUAAUAAUAAUAAUAAUAAAUAGUUCAUUAUGAGAAAAACACUUCAAAUACAUUGAAGUGAUGAACAUAACAUAAAAAAGAAAGGUAAAAAAAUACUUGUUUAAAUAUUGGGAAGCUGGCUCCCUGAAACUAUUUUGAUAUUUUGUGUAAUAUUAUUUAUCAAAGUUUGUGGUUUCUUCACUGGCUUUCUUCCAGUGAGAAAGGGCCAGGCUUUUAUUAAGCGCUUUAAAGACAGCCUGGGCUUUUGUCUACCACCAGAGGCAGCUGUAUUAGUUUAGGUCUCUGAAAUGUCAGAUGAUAUGUAUAGCUGGGACUCUUCGCUAUGUUGCUUUUACGAACACAUUGUAGUGGCUCAACAAGUCAGGUUACCCACACUAGAAUAGACACAACGGACUCAAGACGACGACACGUCUAUGUUUACAAAGGGUAGGGAUGAACAUAAUCAUUGUCUUUACAUGCACACACACACACGGAAUAUGCAAACUAACAUUCAUUUAGAUGCUUUGUACCAUGGCUAUAGUCUUCCAAUGUAAGUCCUGGUAUAUUUGAUGGUUCUAGAUUGUAAGGACAACCUUACACUUGCAAUUUGCACAGCACAAAUAUAUUUAUAUGUAUAUGGAGAGAGUAUUUUUUCAGGAAACCUUUGAGAGAAUUAAAAAUCCUUCCCCUCAAGCUUGUGAAACAUGAUACAAGUUUAAAUAAAAAAAGAAAGGAAAAAAAAAAAAAAACACUUUUUUUGAGUGUUAACUCACUGAAUACUUCAAGGAGAGCUUGUCUGGGUCCCAUAUUUUGUACAGUUUUGUCCCUGCCAAGCCCUUGGCAGAGUUUCUCUGGCUUAUCCGUAUUUUCAUGGAAUUUGUUUGUAAAAUGAAACUGUUGUUUGUUGUUGUUCUGGAUUUGUUUUCUUCUGUAUGUAUUUUACAAUAAUAAAAACCAGAAGUUUUGUUUCUUUUUUAA
Onychostoma macrolepis is the source of this 3403-nucleotide messenger RNA. It is a transcript of the gene abi3bpb, whose product is annotated as ABI family, member 3 (NESH) binding protein b. Lineage: Eukaryota; Metazoa; Chordata; Actinopteri; Cypriniformes; Cyprinidae. The record is from RefSeq and is a predicted model, not a curated record. The coding region runs from base 10 to 2166 and encodes 718 amino acids. Gene Ontology annotation, molecular function: protein binding. Gene Ontology annotation, biological process: extracellular matrix organization; positive regulation of cell-substrate adhesion. The transcript has 20 exons.